GCAACUGGGUUGUCCGACGCCGCUCGGCCCUGCUAUGGUGUGUCAGCGAUGACGGAUGUGGAGGCGACCUAUGAGGACUUCAUCACCUCUCGACGAUCCGGCCGCAGGAAUGCCAUACAUGAUAUUCCAGACGCUCCUGGAGAACCGGGCACCACUGAUCUGUCGGAGAGUCUGGCACAGCUCAACAUCAACAAGUCAGGUGAUGAGGGAGAAGAUGCUGAGAAAAGCCAGAACUCUCCAUCUAAAGAAGAGCAGACUCAAGCUGAGGGAAGCUAAGUGCCACCGGACAUUUAUGGACUCGAGCAGCCACUUCUUUUAGUCUAUCUGCUCCCUGUAUGCUAAGCCUCUGACUGGCCAGUUGCAUCUAAUGACUGUGAACAGCAAAAUCCUCUAUUGCCACUAUCCUGCCAUCAGGAAGUCAUCACUAUGGCAACCACAGCACAGUCUCUCUCUCGCUUGUAAUUGGGUGUGUUCCAUUUUCCUUAAAAACCUUCCUUCCUUUGCUGCCUUUUGUCCAAGGCUGCUGAUAUCAGAUUGGAUGUAAUUUAAGGUGAACUAAACAUGAUGUCAACAACCAAAACCAGCCCACUUUUGACUGUGAGUGGUUUUGAGUGGAAAGUGGAGGGAGGAACGGAGGCUAGUAAAAGGUUUUUAGAGCAGCCACAGAAUUAAAAUUUGUCUUCCCCUCUCCUCGUCUCCUUCAAUUAAUCACCGCUGAUGCGACUGAAACACAGACGUCAACUGGACAUCCACUCAUCUUGCCUCGACGCCUGAACACGUGCUCCCUUCAUAAGUACUCGCUAUUGACCGUUUCCUAUUUCCAUGGAUUCGGAUCCAUCUGUGUAUUGGAUUGAUGGACGUUAUUCAGCAACUGCACUCAGCAGCUCAAAGGCCCUGUUGUACUUUGUUGCAUGUAUCCAUGUCAGGUGUAAUAUCUAAAUGGGUAUUUUUUUUUUUAUCAUUUCAGACAUCCCAUUUUAAGUAUUACAUUGAUGGUCAAACACGGUCCAGUUCUUUAAAAAAAGUAAGAGUCAGAUCACAAGAUAUAAAGCUUUUUUUUCCCCCAAGUUAGGAACAGCAACAUGUGCUGCUCGAUCUGUCACAGGCAAAAUGAGCGUCUGUUUAGUUUUGGUGGCUGGCUUCACUGCACCUUGCUUUACUCUUGCACACUGACCCAUAACUUUGAGUUCACUAUAACUAUUCACUAGAAUUUUGUUGUUUGCACUGCCAGGCCUCACAAAUGAAGCCAGGGAGUACAAAUGUGUCCCCCCUCCCCCCCAAAAUUGUGGGUUUUUUAAACCAUUUUUCUGCCAAGGCAAUAUUGUCUUUUGCUUUGCUAAUUCAGGACCUGGCCUGCUUGCCAUAAUUGAUGGAACCACAAAUUCAACUCUUUACAAGAAAAUACAGAAAGAGAACCUCUGCCCAUCGAUUUGUGGUCCAAACUUCAAGCACACUUGGGUUAUUGAGUUGGACAGUGUUUCAAAACACACCAGCAAGUCCACCUCUGAAUAGCUUGAAGUAACAAAAUGAAGGUUUUGGACUACUAUUGAGAUGUUUUUCAUUAAAAGCACUGUUCAUGCUCAUAAAACCCUCCAAUGUGGCUGAAUCAAAACAAUUCUGCAGAAAAGAGUCACUCAAUGUGAAUAACUCUUUGCCAAUACUUGCAAAACCUCUUGCCUGCAGUUCUUAUUACCAAGGCUAGCACAACCAUUUAUUAGGCUUAGGGGUCAUGUACUGUUUCACACAGGGCCAGGUAGUUUUGGAUAGCUUUUUUCAAUUAAUAAAAUAAAUCAUCAUUAAAAAAAAAAGGCAUUUUGUUUGCACUCAGGUUAUCUUUAGGAAAAUACUUUUUAAUGACACUGUAAACAAUGAAAUUGAUUGGUUGGAAAGUAGGAUUUCACCCUUACUGUACAUCUUAUACUUUAAUAAUUGUAAUCAAAACUGGCCUCUCACUGUCUGCAAAUGUGUCCAGUCUAACUUGUGAUGGCCUUGAAUGCAGGAGUUCUCUCCUUACAUGCAGGGUAUCUACACACAUUAAGUGGUUAUCCCACAGUUUAACAUUGCACUGCCAUGUAUUAUACCCAAGUUUGUAAUUUGGUUGUGGUGGACAUCAAGGAAAAACAUUUAUUUGCUACUUAAGAUUUGGAAAUUGCACUACUGAGUGUGGUUUAUUAGCGUGUGCUGUAUGUGUAAAUUUUCGUAGAUGAGACGACUGUUAGAAUAAAUAUUAUGUACUGGCACACUGCCUGUCAGUUUUGCAAUUCCCUUUUGUAAUCUGUUUUCACAGUUUCCUUUUAACACCAUUACUGUACUCUGUCCAAUUUAGAUCUACUAAUGAAAUAUGUGGGUAUGCAUUCUAAAAAUGCUUUAUUACUUUGUUAUAUCUGACCAGCUGAUCAUUUUGUUUCUUUGUUUAGUUACCUUCACAAAGGAGGUUAUCUUUUUGCUACCGUUUCUAGUUAUUUGUCAACAGGAUUAUGUAUCUGCAGCUACCUGGAUGAUUUUCAGGAAACUUGGAGGUAACGUGGAGUAUGGGCAUAUAGGAAGAAGCUGUAAAAAUUGGGCGGGUGGACGGUGGUUGUAGUAAAUCUUUAGUUUUAACCUGUUAAAGGGGAUUAGUGCCAUUUUAUAGUGCAUCAUAGGACUAAGAUAACUUGUACUUUGAGUCCAGUGUAAUGUGAUUUAAUGACCGGUACCGUUGCAGUUUCGGUGAGCUAUAGAACUCAAGCUGUUGUUCCAUUCUCACUGUUAUUUUCAGUAUUUUAUAAAAAUUCUCGAUUUAGUCACGUUAUUGUGUUAUCAGAGGCAUUACUAUGUAACAUACUCAUUUUUGACUUUGUCUAUUUGGUUAGUUUUGAUGUGCAAUUAAAUUUUACCAGUGAAUUAAU
This is a messenger RNA of Haplochromis burtoni (Burton's mouthbrooder), 2888 nucleotides long. RefSeq names its product cAMP-dependent protein kinase inhibitor alpha (gene pkia). Gene Ontology annotation, biological process: negative regulation of cAMP-dependent protein kinase activity. Gene Ontology annotation, cellular component: cytoplasm; nucleus. Bases 49 to 276 code for a protein of 75 amino acids. The record is from RefSeq and is a predicted model, not a curated record. Lineage: Eukaryota; Metazoa; Chordata; Actinopteri; Cichliformes; Cichlidae. Gene Ontology annotation, molecular function: cAMP-dependent protein kinase inhibitor activity. The transcript has 3 exons.